Lentinula edodes (shiitake mushroom) is the source of this 949-nucleotide messenger RNA. RefSeq lists its product as uncharacterized. The coding region runs from base 51 to 854 and encodes 267 amino acids. Lineage: Eukaryota; Fungi; Basidiomycota; Agaricomycetes; Agaricales; Omphalotaceae. The record is from RefSeq and is a predicted model, not a curated record. The transcript has 6 exons.
AACAUGUUUCCUCCUUCAUUCGGCGUCUGAGUUUCCUCCUUCUUGCCACGAUGUUUUUCAUAAUCAAGGGCAUAAGGAGCCUGAUCAAAGCUUUCUGCGGUGGUUCAUCGCAGCAAGAACCUAGCCAACAGCAGCAACAACAACAAUGGCAUCCGCAACAACAGCAGCCUCAGUAUCCUACUGUGCAGCAACCAACUCCUGUCUAUCCUCCCACUCAGCCUCUUAGCCAACAGCCUCAUCCUAAGCCAACCCGUCCUCAACAGCAUCCGAGCCCUUAUCCUCAUUCCCCGCGCCCGGAUCCAAACCAAGCUAAUCAGCAUGAUCCACAUUACACGGACCUUCGGAAACGAGCUAACGAGGAGGGAGAUGCCAUGGCUCAGUGUUUCCAGGAAAGCCACGAUGCAUAUGCUCGUGGUGACGGUGCAGGAGCAAAAGAUCUUUCGAAUCAGGGCAAAGACCAUCAGCGGAAGAUGGAACAGCUGAACAAACAGGCUAGCGACUGGAUCUAUCUCGAAAAUAACAAGGAUAGCAAACCCGGGGAAAUUGAUUUGCAUGGACUCUACGUCAAGGAAGCUAUUGAACGCACUGACAAUGCUAUUCAAGACGCCAAACGUCGAGGUGACACUGAAGUCCAUCUGAUUGUCGGCAAAGGUCUUCAUUCUUCGGGUGGAGUUGCAAAAAUCAAGCCUGCAAUCGAGGAAUUGAUGCAAAAACAUCAGCUUGUUGCAGAACUGGACCCGAACAACGCUGGUGUUCUGCUAGUCCAGCUUGGUGGACAUAGGGACAGAGCUGUCGGGCCAGACGAAAUUGCUCGCCGCUUAAACCGUGACGAAGAAGGAUGUAUUGUCAUGUAGGUUCAUCGGGGUUACAUGUAGCCUUAGUCCUUUUAGGACACAGAUGAAUAUCAUCUUGUAAACUUGUAAACAACCAUAACUUCUUGUACUUCUAA